Molecule: messenger RNA, 10093 nt
Organism: Zootoca vivipara (common lizard)
Lineage: Eukaryota; Metazoa; Chordata; Lepidosauria; Squamata; Lacertidae
Gene: DENND4C
Product: DENN domain containing 4C
Biological process (GO): regulation of Rab protein signal transduction
Cellular component (GO): cytoplasmic vesicle
Molecular function (GO): protein binding
Source: RefSeq, a predicted model, not a curated record
GGCCUCGGAUCCGCCUCCAGCCGCUGGCGGGGCCGAAAGGAACAUGGUGGCCGCUUCCUCCCUCGCCAGCAACAGCGACGUUUCGGCUUGCUCGUGAGGCGGCGCCAGGGCGGGCGCCGGAGCGAGCCAGGCCGCGAGGGAGUCUCUGCGCCCGAGGCGACGGACGGGGAGCCCCGCGUCUGGCCAGCGCCGCCGGAAUUCUCCCAGCACAAUUAUGAUAGAGGAUAAAGGCCCAAGGGUGGUGGACUAUUUCGUAGUGGCCGGACUCACAGAUACGUCGACGCUUCUGGACCAAGAAGUAAAUCGCUCUGAAACAAAGUCAGUUGGCCCCAAAGCUCCCAUCACAGAUCUUGCUAUCAUCAUCAAGUCAGCGGGAGAAACCGUUCCCGAGGGAUACACUUGUGUCGAAGCAACCCCCACAGCCCUUCAGGCCAACCUGAACUAUGGGAGUCUUAAAAGCCCGGAGCUCUUUCUGUGCUACAAGAGAAGCAGGGACAAGCCGCCUCUUACGGACAUCGGAGUUUUAUACGAAGGGAAGGAACGCUUGAUCCCGGGCUGUGAGGUGAUCCAGGCUACUCCCUACGGCCGUUGCGCUAAUGUCAACAACAGUUCGGCUUCUUCCCAGCGAAUCUUCAUCACCUUUCGGAGGGCUCCUCCAGUGCGACCCCAAAACUCCUUGGCCGUUACCGACAUCUGUGUCAUUGUAACCAGCAAAGGAGAAACCCCGCCUCAUACGUUCUGCAAAGUCGAUAAGAAUUUAAAUUGUGGCAUGUGGGGUUCCAGUGUUUACCUGUGUUACAAGAAGUCCGUUCCAGCUUCGAACUCCCUUGCCUACAAAGCUGGCUUGAUAUUCAGAUACCCCGAAGAUGACUAUGAGUCAUUCCCCUUAUCAGAAUCUGUACCUCUCUUCUGUCUUCCAAUGGGGGCCACCAUUGAAUGCUGGGACCCUCAAACCAAAUACCCGCUGCCUGUAUUCUCAACAUUUGUUCUGACUGCCUCGAGUGCAGAAAAGGUGUACGGUGCUGCUAUCCAGUUUUACGAGCCUUAUUCGCGAGAGCUGCUGUCGGAAAAGCAGCAUGUGCAGCUGGGCCUCCUGACAGCUGUCGAGAGAAAAGUGGUUACCUCAAAAUCCAUAAAUUCCAACAAGUGCAUCUGCCUUCUGUCACACUGGCCUUUCUUUGAAGCCUUCCGAAAAUUCCUCAUGUUCAUCUAUAAGCUUUCCGUGUCUGGGCCUCAUCCUCUUCCCAUUGAAAAGCACAUAUCCCACUUUAUGCACAACAUACCUUUCCCUUCUCCCCAAAGACCAAGAAUUCUUGUGCAGCUCUCUGCGCAUGAUACGUUAAUACUUUCGCAACCGGUUGCUACGCCCUUGCCACUCAGUGGAGCAAACUUCAGCACUCUGCUAAUGAAUCUUGGACCAGAAAACUGUGCCACUUUACUCCUCUUUGUGCUACUGGAGGGCAAGAUCCUGCUGCACUCCCUUCGACCAGCUGUGCUGACUGGAGUAGCGGAAGCAGUGGCAGCUAUGAUUUUCCCAUUUCAGUGGCAGUGUCCCUACAUCCCCCUCUGUCCUUUGUCUCUGGCAGCGGUGCUCAGUGCUCCUGUCCCGUUUAUAGUUGGAGUUGACUCCCGGUACUUUGAUCUUUAUGACCCUCCACAGGAUGUGGUUUGCAUUGACUUAGAUACAAACAUGGUGUACAUAUCAGAUGAUAAGAAGAGCAUGAACUGGAAGCAGCUUCCUAAGAAGCCAUGCAAAAGCCUUCUCAGCACCUUAAAGAAAUUGCACCCACAACUGGCAUUAGUUCACAGAAAGACCCAAGAAGGCUCUGCGGUGGAGAUGACACCUAUAGAGGCGGACUUCUCGUGGCACAAAAAGAACACGCAAUUCGAAACGGAGAUUCAGGAAGCCUUUCUACGUUUCAUGGCAUCUAUUUUAAAAGGGUACAGAACGUUUCUUAAACCGAUCACCCAGGCACCUUCAAAUAAAGCUACCGCCACAGAUUCCUUGUUUGACAAUCAAGGGUUUUUAAAAAGUAGGGACCGUGCCUACGCAAAAUUCUACACGGUUUUAACAAAGACACAGAUAUUUAGCAGCUUCAUUGUAGAAUGCAGUUUUGUGAGUGACAAAGAUACUGGACUGGCUUUCUUUGAUGACUGCGUAGAAAAGCUUUUUCCAGAGAAAGGAUCAGAAAAAGGAGAAAAGGUUGAUACGGAUUCCGCAGAGGAGACCCGAUUGAUUGAACUUGAUGAGUCGCAGAAGAGUGAACACACGGUGUUUAUAAUGCCACCAGAACCUCCCCAUGAUGAUGGGCAGGAUAGGCUACCUCGAUACAGCUAUAAAACCUUCCCCAGGCUAGACUUGAAGCUCUUUGACAGACCACAAGAGCUCAAGCUUUCCUUCAGCAGGCACUCAACUGGAGGAAACAUUUCCAAUAGUCCAGCACUUAUGGCAAAGAGGACAAAGCAGGAGAUAAAAGCAGCUCAUAAGCUUGCCAAGAAAUACUAUGCCAAUGCUUCCCAGUGGGCCAAGUGUCUCUUCAGCCAUUGCUACAGCCUAUGGUUCAUUUGUCUCCCAGCUUAUGUGAGGGUUUCCCACCCCAAAGUCAGAGCCCUGCAGCAGGCAUACGACGUUCUUAUUAAAAUGAGGAAAACUGAUGUGGAACCGCUAGAUGAAGUGUGCUAUAGGGUUGUGAUGCUGCUUUGCGGACUUUGGGGCCAUCCUGUCCUGGCUGUGAGGGCCCUCUUUGAAAUGAAAGUCGCUGGCAUAGAACCCAAUGCCAUCACAUAUGGGUACUACAACAAGGCAGUUUUGGAGAGCCCAUGGCCCAGCAGCAAUCGCAGUGGUAUAUUUCUCUGGACGAAAUUGCGAAAUGUGGUACAGAGCAUGGCACAAUUUAGGCAAUGUCUCAGAAAGUCAACGCAGGCUAUUUCAAUACCAGCUCCUCAGAUGCUCACGGCUGGAAGUGAUGGGGACACGGUGAGCCAUGAUAGUGUGACUAGUUCUAAUGAUGCUAACAGUGGGGAGCACACCUUCUUCGUCAGAGACUUAGUCAGGCUUGAUUCCAUUGCUAAUCACUCUAGCACAGGUGCUCAGUCCGACCAGGGCUAUGGUUCUAAAGAUGAGCUUGUAAAGGAGGAUGCAGAUAGUCUCCAUACAACAGAUACGCUUGUAGAAAAAGCGCUUGUUACCAAAGGUGAUGACUUAAUUGGAGAAUUUUGUGUUGCCGAUGAGUCUGCUGAAAAGCCACGCCAUCAUGCAGAACCACACAGUCCGGUUGAAGUAUCUGUCCACGCGUCAUGCAGCAUUGUCAAGAUUCCCUCUUGUGUUUUUGACAGCACUGGCAGGAAAAGCAGCAGUGGAACGGCGUCCAGUCCUCUUUUCAUAGCUCAGGAUACCGUUGAGGAUUGUGUGUUUGACAGCAACACUUCUCCCAAGAGAACCAGCGAAAAAGGGAAUAAAAAGCAGAAGCUUUUUUCAGAAAGAAGCUGCAGCUUCAGCUCUGAGAGCAGGGCCGGCAUGUUGCGGAAGAAAAGCAGCCUGGAUUUGAAUUCCAGCGAUGCAGCCAUCAUGAUGGGCGCGGAUGCAAAGAUUCUUACGGCGGCUCUAUCCGGGACCAAAACAUCACCACCGCCCCACGUAAGCAAAGCCCACAGCUUUGACACCGCAGGUGGCGGGCUGUUCUUUGACACAGACACGGCCAGGACUCGUGCGAGCGAAAAUAUUUGGGAAGCAGAGUCUGUUCUGGAGGAGCCCGAGGAAGGGCAGGAGCAGCUAGAAAACGGGCACGAUGACCCUGCGGCCAAAGCGGACAACGCCAGCCCCAAACCUCUUGAAACCGCGCAGGCGGAAACCAAAGACGCAGCGAACAAGAGGAAUAGUUUCUAUGGCGUGGCCAGGCCUGUUGAGCGAGAGGAUGUUCAGGUGGGCCUGGACCCUUUGUCUUUGCUGGCAACCGAGACCGCAGAGCCCAAAGCCGCCGAGGAGGAAGAAAAGUUGAUGUCGCCGGUCGUGGCGCGCAACCUGGCCGACGAGAUCGAAAGCUACAUGAACCUGAAAAGUCCCCUCGGCAGCAAAUCUUCCAGCAUGGAGCUCCACAGGCCGGACGGCGUGGGCCAAGAGGCGGCCUCCCCGUCCCUCCUAGGCCCUUCUCUCGAGAGGAGGUCGAGCUUGCCCUCCGAUUCCGCUCUGCCGCCAGCCCAGGUUCCGAGCGCGAGCCGGAAGAGCCCCGCCGUCUCCAGGUCCAAAACGUUCACUGGGAGACCAAAACAACUGGCCCUUUCGCGUAGCCAAAAAGAACGGUCGACAUCUUUGACGGGCUUGGGCAAAACUUCGCCGCAGGCUUCGCUGGGCGCGGUCGUCACAACUCUGUCUGGUCUGAAGCUGGACCACAUUUUAUCGGGACCUAAAAUGGACGUCCUGAAGUCUGGAAUGAAACAAGCGGCUCAUGUUGCCAGCAAAGUGUGGGGUGCUGUGUCCUCAGCAUAUAGCUAUUCAGACGAUGAGGAAGAAAGCAGCCGACCUGACUUCACCUUUGCUGCUGGCUUUGAAGAUCAUAUUCUAGGUGUCAAUCAGCCGCCCAAAAUGGGAAUCGCAGGGCUUGCCACCAGUGAACUUGCCCAGAGCACGACCAGCCUUGGAAGCAGCAACAGCAGUGGCGAUGUAGGGAGGCAGCCCUUCCAAGCAGGUGAAGUUCAGAUCCCAAGAAGUAUGAAAGGUCUGGAUUCGGAAAAGUCAGAACAUGGUUCUUCCCACAACACCAGUUUGUCCAGCAUCUUCCAAAAUUGCGCCAUGGAGGUCUUAAUGUCAAGUUGUUCCCAGUGUCGUGUAUGUGGAGCUCUAGUUUACGACGAAGAAAUCAUGGCGGGAUGGACUGCGGAUGACUCUAAUCUGAAUACUACAUGCCCAUUUUGCAAAAGCACUUUCUUACCUCUUCUUAAUGUGGAAUUUAAAGACCUGCGUGGUCUUACAAGCUUGCUUUUGAAACCGAGUACCUCUGGCGAUAGUUUGCACAGCAGCAACAUUCCAUUAACCACGGAUUCUCUGGAGCCAAAGGCUGUUUCAAGCCCCGCUACUGAUCUGAUCAGUUUUGCCGAAUCUUCAGAUAUGAACCAGACCAUCGCUGAAGAAAACAGCACCGCAGCGAAGCAAAGCGCUGGCGCUGCAGGAGGAGGGGACAGGGACCUCAAACCCCCAAGGUCCUCCGCUACAAGCAACGCCUCGCAACGAGGAGGUUCUCUGACUCGGAGCCAUAGCGUUGGUGGUCCGCUGCAAAAUAUUGAUCUCUUGCAAAGGCCGGCUCAUGGCAUCUCAACCGUCAGCCUUCCCAACAGCUUGCAAGAGGCUGCGGAUCCCUUAGCAAAAAGGGCCAAUCCUUUACCUGUGUCCGUCCCAUAUUUGAGCCCUCUGGUGCUAAGGAAAGAGCUGGAAUCUUUGUUGGAGAAUGAGGGAGAACAAGUGAUUCACACCUCCACGUUCAUCAAUCAACACCCCAUCAUUUUCUGGAACCUGGUGUGGUAUUUCCGACGCCUGGACCUCCCAAGCAACUUGCCAGGACUCAUUCUAACAUCAGAGCACUGCAAUGAAGGCGUGCAGCUUCCUCUGUCAAAUUUGUCUCAAGACAGCAAGCUAGUGUAUAUCCAACUUCUGUGGGACAAUAUCAAUCUUCACCAAGAGCCUGGGGAACCUCUGUACCUAUCUUGGAGAAACUUCAAUUCUACAGAAAAGAAACCUUCUGCGGUUUCAGAAGAGCAACAAGCAACAAUCACUUUAGCUGAGAACAUCAAACUGAGUAUUCAGAACAACGAUGUCGUGAAACCCAUCAAUCUCCUCGUGCAGAAAACUAAGCAAGAUAGGAAACGACAAAGGAGCUUUUACAGAGAAAUUCUUUUCCUGUCCCUGGUCUCACUUGGGAGAGAGAAUAUUGACAUAGAGGCCUUUGACAACGAGUACAGAGCUGCUUAUAAAACCCUUCCAGCCGAGGUGCUUGAAAAGAUGCAGAAGAUCGACGGCCCACCCAGUGUCAGCGUUGAGUGGUGCAGGAAAUACUUUGGGGCGCCUGUCAUAUAAACUCCGCAAAGACAAUGCCGCAAAGAGCAAAGGAAAGGGACAAAAUGGUGAAUGUGUUGAUUUGGAUUCAGCUAUAGCUGUUGCGUCCAAUUCAGGAAUACAUGCAGCACUCUCUUCUGUGUGACAGUCCGAUGUCCAUACCAGCCCCAAGAAUUAAGUGCAAAUAUGCUAGUGCAAAGUCACUGGCAUUUGAAUUGGCAGUUUAACCUUCCUGUGCACAUUUAGAAUGACAACAGAGACUGGCGUUUUAAUUGGCGUCUUACUUUUUAAAAAUGGAAAUGUUUUAUUUGUCUUCUAGCCCAAGAGCACACUGAUUUCUUUAAGAAUGGAUCCAUCAGUUUAAAGAGAGAUCUCUACUUGCUGCAUGUAUAUGUACAUUUUGUACAUUUUGAAUUGUGAAUUGAAAUUCUUUUCCCUUGGGUCAAAAGACCAAACUGUAGCUUUAGUUUAAAUGCCCAUCUUCUUCUCGGAAAACAAUCACUGUCUUGGACUGUAGCAAGAAUAUAGCUUUGUAGCUAUUGUAAAGCAUAGUAUCUUUCUUUUUUUUAAUAUAAUAACUACUUUAAAUAAUUCUCAAACUGUACAUACAAUGUUCUCCUAACAAUGAUGGGUUUCUACCCUGAGUGGUUUUAAAGGCAGUGGACUCUCUAUAAAGGAAAGUGGGAGUAAAUUAAUCUAGGGUACAUAUAUGGGUGGGAAAAAUUGACCACAUAUAGCAUUUGUGUAAAAGAAAGUAUAUAAUAUGUAUUUUGGGGGCAAAGCUUGAAGCUGUCAGGUGCCUCAUUCCUCGCUCAUCUUUUUAACCUGUGGGACAUUUUCUUUGCACUGUCCAAUUUAAAUACUUCUAUAUUAAAAUGUAUUUAUACUCACACACUUGAACAUAUAUGUUUACCAGGAGUGUAAAGGCUAAUUUUUAAUCUUAACUUUUUUAAAUAUCUCUGGUUAACUACCAGUUUGUUGUUGUUGGGGGGGAAUGCUUGCAUUCACAGCUCUCUUUUGACAGUUGCAUGAAUGUUUUCUGAAACAUUUAAUGACAGUUCAGAGAUGGCUAUCCUUCUCCUCACUUCAGAUCAAGAUGACAUGGUAUCUGAACAUCUCCAUUAACUACUUUUUAUGAAGCAAGUCCAUUAAGAGGGAUUGUGGAUAAUGACUAAAAAGUACACACGUAUUCUUGAUUUCUGCCCCUUGUAAUUUUUCAUACUGCGCUAGCGCUGAGCUAGAGCAGAGCAUGGCAGGAUUGUGACUCUUCCAGUAACAGCAAGAACUUUGCACUUGUCAGAAUAGUUUGGCACUUUAGACUAGACUCUCUCUUAGUGUUCACACUAAACCACAUUUCAAAAUAUAUUGCUGGGAAUGUUUUAAAUGUGAAAGCCGUCCCUUGAAAGAGCACAGUAGGCAAAUAAGUCUCCCUUAUAAUUUUCCUUCCCUGCUGCCACCACUAUUUUUUUCUGAAAUUGCAGGGGACUAGUAUCUUAAGGUUGCUUGUAGGAUGUCUGUUUUAUCCCCUUUGUCCCUUUCCCCAAUACAAUGCAUUUUUUUCAUUUACAAAUGAUUAUUAUAAAUAAAAACCCUUACAAAACACCUUUUAUGGUAUGUUAAUGUUAUGUAUGAAAUAUUGCACUUGGAACUUUUCUUGUUUUGUUUAUGCAGGCUAUUUCUUACCAUUUCAGUUUUGCCGUUUCUAAAUUACAUCUUACUGCAAAUCAACAGGAACAAUUUGCGCUAUUUAUACUAUGCAGGAAAAAAAUUCCCUAGCAGUAAUUUUUGCUAGCAGUAAUUCUUUUGCUGUAACAAAAAGCAAGUCACAUUUUAAAACCUUUUUCUGUGUUUGAACUGUUGGCGCUGCACUUCUGCUUUAACGCAGAACAGAGGAUAAGCACCAAAGACUUGAGUUCUUGCAUUACUACUCCAGCAAUGUGAGAAACCUAAUUUCCUGAAAGCAGAUGUUGGAAUGAAGGCAGCAGACUCUUCCCAUGUCGUCGAGCUGCUAAUGUUACUCUAGCUAACCAGCAUUGAAGUAACACAAAUGCUAGCUUCAAUUUAGUGCAUUUAAUGCUGUAUUUUGGACCCAUAACAAAGCUGCCGUGCUUUAAAAAAAAGUCACCUUUUUCCUUCCAACUGUCUUUAAAUUCUGGGGCUGUGUGGUACAGUUAUCUAUAAAUCUUAUUUCACUGGGGCUAAUGUCUAAGCUAAUUUCUUUAAUGCAAGCUAUUAAUUUGGCUUCCGAUAACAUGUUAAUCGCAAGUGCACUUUAGAAAACCAUCAAAGCAGCUGACAAAGAGGUAAAGAUCAGUAACAUCGUUGCUUAGGGAAAGAGCGCUAUGUGUGGCAGCUUGAGCAAUAAGGUAGUAGAAAGGAUCUUCAGAAGUGCAAGGCUUUUGCAGAAUUUAUAUCACUCACUGGCUGAUCUUAUGCAAGUUUACUGAGAAGCCCCAUAGAGUUCAAUGAAAUUGACACCCCAAAUAAGUUUGCCCAAGGAAAGCUAGUGCCAUGUGUACAGUUUGGCUCUAUGAAGUAACCAUGCAUAACUUUAACAUGAGGUUGAAUUUUAAGGGGGCAAAUGUCUUGGAAGUAAAUGGCUCAGCAGCUUAUCGACUAUACGUCAUUACUGGGAGUUAAUAGUAGCAAAUUAAUUAUAGUGCAAACAUCAUGAAACCGCCGUUCAGUUAAAGUCUCUUUUAUAGAAUAACGAAAACUAACAGAAUAACCACAAAGUUUACUUGUUUUUAUAUCCAUUUUCCCCAUCCUAUUUUUUUUUUAAAAAAAAUGGUGUACAGUAUUUAGGUUAUGGAAAUAGUUGAACACUUACGACUUCAGGCAUAUUACUCAUGAAGAUAAAGGUACCUGUGACCAUUAGGUCCAGUUGCAGACAACUUCUGGGUCAUGUGGCCAGCUUGACUAAGCCACUUCUGGUGAACCAGAGCAGCGCACGGAAACGCUGUUUACCUUCCUGCCGGAGCAGUACCUAUUUAUCUGCUUGCACUUUGACGUGCUUUCAAACUGCUAGGUGGGCAGGAGCUGGGACUGAGCAACAGGAGCUCACCCUGUCGAAGGGGAUUCGAACCGCCAAACUUCUGUCAGCAAGCCCUAGGCUCAGUGGUUUAGACCACAGCACCACCCGCGUCCCAUAUUACUCAUAGGGCUAGUUAUUUGUACUGACCAAACCAAGUAAAAUGCCACGUACUCAGUAUAAAAUUAGGUCCUCUCUUUGUUAAAACUAGUAUGGGAUGUUUCUAAAACACUAAAAGCUUACACCUAGUUUGGGGAAUUAAAGCAAGCCAGCCUACAACUUAAACUUUUGGAUACUUUUAAGCUCCAUUUUCCCCCCCAGCGCAAAAACCUGUGAAAUGCAAAAAGAUACCAUGCUUUCCCACAACCUGUGGCAGCAUAGAAGCUAAACAUUACUUAGCUACGUUUGGAAACCUUUUUAAGGUCCCUUCUGUAUUCUGGCGGUGACCAUUAUAGGUGCGUCCAGUUGGCUUGUAAUCGCAGACACGUGGGGCCUGCAAGAGAGCAGAAGGGGGCCCUUAUCCGUGCUCUGCCAAUGCACAGAGGGGCCAGGAAUAGAACCCUGCAUGAAAGGGCCACCAGCUGCACCUAACUUUUAUAGUGCUUUAGGGCAUUCCCUACAUUAAACUAGGAGAGUUGUUUGCUAGUUCUGAUCCUAUUCUGCCAUGCAAUCACUGUGCUGCAUUUUAGGGAGUUGGCAAACAGACCUUAAAACACCUAGAAUCCUGCAGAGGACAAGUAUAAAAAGGGAUUGUUUUGUCUUUAAAAGUGGCAUGAGUUGCUUUGUGGUCAAAUUUUAUAUUUUCAUAAUAAAGAUGGGAAGGUUUCAAUUACUAAUACAAUAAUGUACUGGUUUCAGAAUUUGAAUGUCAUCAAUUCACUGUGCUUUGAGCUACCUGGUAUCUUAAUAUUUUGUUAGUAAGUUUGUUUCUUAUUGACUUUUGCAUAGGUACCCUGGGUGAUUUAGAAACCACUUGUUAAAUGUUUUAUCAAAAAUAAAAGUGUACAAAUGUCUGA